This is a messenger RNA of Encephalitozoon romaleae SJ-2008, 429 nucleotides long. Its product is annotated as 60S ribosomal protein L26. The record is from RefSeq and is a predicted model, not a curated record. Bases 1 to 429 code for a protein of 142 amino acids. The transcript has a single exon. Gene Ontology annotation, cellular component: cytosolic large ribosomal subunit. Lineage: Eukaryota; Fungi; Microsporidia; Unikaryonidae. Gene Ontology annotation, biological process: cytoplasmic translation; ribosomal large subunit biogenesis. Gene Ontology annotation, molecular function: structural constituent of ribosome; RNA binding.
AUGAAGAACUUAAGGAAGCAGAAGACAUCGAGCAGGAGAAAGCAGAGGAAAGCACAUUUUGCCUGUAACGAUGGGGAGAAGAGAAUAAGGUCAUCGGCCCGUCUCUCAAGGGAAUUAAGGAAGAAGUAUGGGUUCAGGACAUUCCCGUUGAGGACCGGAGAUACUGUUGUUGUGAAGGGAGGUAAGUUUGAUGGAAAGGAGGGCACCAUCAGCAAGAUUAAUUACAGAGACUAUAAGGUGUAUGUCGAGGGAUGCUUUGUGACCAAAAACAAUGGGACAAAUGCACUGGUGCCUAUUUAUCCUUCUAGGCUAACCAUCACUAAUUUUUUCCUUGAAAAUGGUAGGGAGCAGCAAUUAGAAAGAAAGAAGGCGGCCAGAGAGAAGAACAUGGAGAUUCUUAGAAGUAAGCAAGAAGCAACUGCUAAUUAA